This is a messenger RNA of Lactuca saligna, 408 nucleotides long. Lineage: Eukaryota; Viridiplantae; Streptophyta; Magnoliopsida; Asterales; Asteraceae. The record is from the annotation of a GenBank genome assembly.
AUGCGAAGUUGUAUCUCAGAUGUUACUAGCAUGCUCUUGGAUAUCAUUGACACCAGGGACUCAAUGAUCUCCAUCACCAUGCGUAAGCAUCUCCAAGAGAAGUUAAAGCCUAUCUUUUCCAUGCUUCAUCACCUUGAAGGUGUUUCUGAUCAAGCCUUUAAUCCGAACCAAGGGGGAGAAAGGAUGACUGGUUGUGGAUCAAGAAAGGAGAAUAUGGCUGGUCGAUCAAGAAAGGUAGAACCAAAAGCGCCUAAAGCUCCUGUCAAGCCAAUUGUCAAGCCGGAACCGAAAGACAAGGAAACUCUGCUUCAUGAUGAACUACUCAUUGACAAUGAUAGCAUAGAAGAAAUUACUGAAGAAGAACUGAAAAGGCAAAAACUUCGUGCAGCUGAAAUGGAUGAGCAUUAG